This is a messenger RNA of Odocoileus virginianus texanus, 591 nucleotides long. RefSeq names its product ladybird homeobox 2 (gene LBX2). Gene Ontology annotation, molecular function: sequence-specific double-stranded DNA binding; DNA-binding transcription factor activity, RNA polymerase II-specific. NCBI's taxonomy places the organism in Eukaryota, Metazoa, Chordata, Mammalia, Artiodactyla, Cervidae. The record is from RefSeq and is a predicted model, not a curated record. Gene Ontology annotation, biological process: regulation of transcription by RNA polymerase II. Gene Ontology annotation, cellular component: nucleus.
AUGAGCUCGGGAUCCGAGCCCCGGACAGCCCGGACACCCUUCAGCAUCGCAGACAUCCUAGGCCCGGGCAAGAUUCCCCGAAGACCCUCUGUGUCGCGGCCUCCAGAGUCGAACCAGGGUCCCACGUCGCCGCUCUGCGCGCUGGAGGAGCUGACUAGUAAAACUUUCCGCCGACUUGACGGGCACACACCGCAGCCCUCUGAAGGCCGCGCGGCCCCGGGCGCGCUGGGCCCCGACCCGGCUGGCCGCAGACGGCGGAAGUCACGCACGGCGUUUACCGCGCAGCAGGUGCUGGAGCUGGAGCGGCACUUCGUCUUCCAGAAGUACCUGGCGCCGUCUGAGCGCGACGGGCUGGCGGCUCGGCUCGGCUUGGCCAACGCGCAGGUCGUCACGUGGUUCCAGAACCGGCGCGCCAAGCUCAAGCGCGACGUGGAGGAGAUGCGCGCCGACCUCGCCUCGCUGCGCUCGCUGUCCCCGGAAGCCCAGGGCCGCCUCGCGCUGCCGGACGGCGCCCCGGGCCUCGGCCCUGGCCCCGCCCGGCCUGACUCUGAGCUCCAUCUUUCUGACGAGGAGAUACAGGUGGACGAUUGA